AGCUAGCUCAGCAAAGAAGUCAACCAGAAAUUUGGACUGGAAGAGAUGGAGGCUGUGUACCACAGCCGUCACUAACAGCUGGUUUUCAAUUUAAAUAGUACUUGGAAUCAUAAAACCACUGACAUUCCCUUCGUGACACAGGGGUCAAAGGUCAGGCUGAGUCACCAUGGAGUCCAUGCUGAACAAGCUCAAAAGCACUGUCACCAAGGUGACGGCCGACAUGACCAGCGCCGUCAUGGGCAACCCGGUGACGCGGGAAUUUGAGGUGGGCCGCCACAUCGCCAGCGGCGGGCCCGGCAUGUGCUGGAGGAUCUACAACGGAACCAAGAAGUCAACCAAACAGGAGGUGGCUGUGUUUGUGUUUGAUAAGAAGAUGGUGGAGAAGUAUCAGAAGUUUGACAAGGACCAGAUCAUUGAGUCUCUGAAGAAAGGUGUGCAGCAGCUCACCAGACUGCGUCACCCUCGUCUGCUCACUGUCCAGCACCCACUGGAGGAGUCGAGGGACUGCCUGGCGUUCUGUACAGAGCCAGUGUUUGCCAGUCUGUCCAAUGUGCUGGGUCAGUGGGACAACCUGCCCAGCCCCGUGCCCACAGACAUCAAGGACUACAAGCUGUACGACGUGGAGACCAAGUAUGGCUUGUUGCAGAUCUCGGAGGGCUUGUCAUUCCUACACAGCGGGGUGAAGAUGGUCCAUGGGAACCUGUGUCUGGAGAACAUCAUCCUUAACAAGAGCGGAGCCUGGAAGAUCAUGGGCUUUGACUUCAGCAUCUCCUCCCGCCCUCCCUCCUUCCCUCAGCCCAAGUAUUCCUGUAAGGAGUGGGAGCCCAACCUGCCGCCGCUCUGCCUGCCCAACCCAGAGUAUCUGGCCCCCGAGUACAUCCUGUCGGUGAGCUGCGACGCCGCCUCGGACAUGUACUCACUGGGCGUGGUGAUGCACGCCGUCUUCAACGAGGGCAAGCCGGUGUUGCAGGUCAACAAGCACGACAUCUUCAAGAGCUUCAGCCGACAGCUGGACCAGCUCAGCAGACUGAGCCCCACCAUGUUGAAUAAGAUUCCUGAGGAGGUGAGGGAGCACGUCAAGAUGCUGCUGAGUGUCACACCUAAUGUCCGGCCUGACGCUGACCAGAUGACCAAGAUCCCCUUCUUUGAUGACGUGGGGGCGGUGACGCUGGCCUACUUUGACUCCCUCUUCCAGAGGGACAAUCUGCAGAAGUCCCAGUUCUACAAAAACCUGCCCAAGGUCUUGCCCAAGCUACCCAAGAGAGUGGUGGUGUAUCGUAUCCUCCCAGCCCUCACCUCAGAGUUUGUAAACCCAGACAUGGUGCCGUUCGUCCUGCCCAACGUGCUGCUGAUCGCAGAGGAGUGUACCAAGGACGAGUACGUCAGACUCAUCCUGCCGGACCUCAGCCCUGUGUUCAAGCAGCAGGAGCCUGUCCAGAUCCUGCUGAUCUUCCUGCAAAAGAUGGACCUGCUGCUGACCAAGACCCCACCGGAGGACAUUAAAAACAGCGUUCUGCCCAUGGUCUACAGAGCCCUGGAAGCCCCCUCUAUCCAGAUACAGGAGCUGUGUUUGAACAUAAUCCCUACCUUCGCCAACCUGAUUGAGUAUCCCUCCAUGAAGAACGCACUCAUCCCCCGCAUCAAGUCUGCCUGUCUACAGACCUCCUCACUUGCAGUGAGGGUGAACUCCCUGGUGUGCCUGGGGAAGAUUCUGGAGUACCUGGACAAAUGGUAUGUCAUUGACGAGAUCCUUCCCUUCCUGCAACAGAUCCCCUCCAGAGAACCAGCCGUACUCAUGGGGGUUCUAGGGAUCUACAAGUGUACCUUCUCCCAUAAGAAACUGGGCAUCCCCAAAGAGCACCUAGCUGCCAAAAGAGUCAAAUGACAAACUCAUCUAGUCUCGCUUUAACAGUAUUGCUGCUUUUUAUGUUAUUGUUGUGGUUCUGACAACAACCUCAAUCUGUUUCAGUUUAACUCCUUCAUGGCUGUGAUCAAAGACAUGCUGACUCGUAUGGAGGCAGAGCACAAGACCAAACUGGAGCAGCUACACAGCAUGCAGGAACAACAGAGGAGUAUGAAUAUUAAUACUAGUCAGACCAACCAAUCGGAAGAGACGAAACGCACCCCUAGCCCUGGCAACCAGAUUGAUGACGUCUUUGGAGGGAGUUCUGGGAGUGCAGGGGUUAAUGGGAAAGCGAACGGAAACUCUGCAUCAGCUCCCCAACUCAACAGAAUGUCUCUGACUCUGGAGGAGAAGCAGCGGUUAGCCAAGGAGCAGGAACAGGCAGCCAAACUGAGAAACCAGCCAGCGCUAGCCCCCCAGAGUAUCAAACCAGCUACUCCUUCUACCCAGGCCAAGGACCUGACCAGCUGCCUGCUGAACAAUAUGACAUCCCUGGGCAGCCUGUCCCUCACCUCUCCCCCCAGACCAGGCCUCAUCCAGGGCAGCACCAUCUCAACCUACCCCUCCACCACCCCCAUGGGCUCUAUGGCCAGCAACGGCUACAACCCAACCAUGAGUUUCCAGACAGGUGGGCAGGGCAUGCGGCCCCCCGGCCCCGGCCUCUACGGAGGGAUGGCCACCACCACCAGCACCCCUAACUUUGGCGCCCUAACCCACAACCAAGGGAGUAUCAACACCCCUGACAUGUCUGCCCUGGACUCCUUAUUCACUUCCAACAAGCCCAAAGUCAGCCUCAACCAAAUGGCUCCUCCCAAGCUCACCCCUGGGACCACCGCCACCCCCUGGCUUAAUCAGUUUGGUUCAGCCCAGCCCAGUCAGACUGCCCCGAUGCAGGGCGCGCCUUUAGCCAUGGGAGGGGUGACCAGCGGGUUCGGGAUGCAGGCCAACCCUUUCUUCAGCCCGCAGAACUUCUCUCAGCCCACGGCUGCUCCCGUAAUGAACACGGGUGGUGGGCUCAGACACAGUUCGUCCAUCAACAACGACCUGAAAGACCUAUUUGGCUGAAAACAACUUUCCCCUCUUUUAAUGAUGACAGACUGACGAAAGGGGAGGUGGACUUUUGAACUGCAAACAAGAAGAAAGACAAAUCCACUUUUUGGACCGACUGUGAAAAUGAUGAUGAAAUUCACUUGAUAUUUGUUGCUAUUUGUAUUUUAAUCUUCUGUGGUUUGGGUUGCAGUGUGGUUCUUCUAAGCUCCCAUUGGACUGAACACUGAAGACUCAGCUUUUCAAUCUGCACGUGGAGUCCAAACCGUCUUGACUAGAGAGAGAGAGAGAAAAAAGAAGACACUUACGUUGUGUUCUGCUCUCAGUAAUGUUUGUGGGGGUUUCAUAUGGUUUCUUACCGGAGACACUUUGGGGUGAAAGGUUUAUUCUAGAAUGCAUCUCUUCUCCAUAAUCCCUGUUCUAUGUGCUAGGAUGAGCAGUGGCAUGGAGACCAGUCUUUCUCAGUCCAUUCCUUUGUAGCCCAGCGCUAACACAUGUUAUUCAUGCUGCCACCUCAGCAGCCUGCUAUAUCAUAUCAACGUGGUUCUUUUUAGUGGGGUCCUGUUGCUUUGAGGACGACAAUCCAGAAGAGCUGUGGAAUCACCGGCUAAACCGCACGGGCAGAAAGGCCAAGUAUCCAUGGAAACGGUCUCCUCAGUAACACCCCACUCUAUUUUGGUAUUUUUAGUACCCAUGCUUUCUGUUCUCUGCCUUGAAUGAGAUGAUGGAUAAGGAUUCAACAGUGAUGUCAUAAGUGUCCAGAUUCUUACAGAAUAGAUUAAUCCAAAUGAAACUGGAUGGAAGUGAAAAUCUAAUCAAAGCUUAUUGGUUGCGUACACAGUUUAGCAGAUGUUAUAGUGGGUGCGGUGAAAUGUUACUAGCAAUUCUGCAGUUUCUAACAUCUGACCUAAAAAGGGUAUUUUCAGAGACGAAAUCCAAUUCAACGACCAGUUUGAAAAGGGAGGGGUUGAUUGUGUUUGGGCAAUUAGUCUGGUUAGGGAUUGUUAUCCACACACAAGCCUGUGCUGUGAGGGUGACGGUUACACACGGCUACCUUCCUCAUUGUAGUAACUCACCUGCAUAUGUACUGAAUGGUUUGCUGUAAGGGAGUGAUUGGUCGAUAUAUACUGGUGAAUGAAUGUGAAGUGCAUCUUGAAAUGUCAGCACAAUCCUAAUUCAUUGAGUUAGUUUGUCUGGUGACUUUAGCCCUGUGUGUUCCUGUUUUGUUAUAACCCCCCCUGACUUCAUCAAUGGGUUCCCUUCCAUCAUGUUACUGACCUGACCAAGCUGGGACUCCACCAACGAUUGUGUUCCUGUUGAAAUGUGGUCAAUUUAGUCAUGAAUUAUUUUAUUCCAUGCAUCAAACCAGGCUGCUUUCAACAAAGCAGUCUGUGCAUUUUAAGUUAAUCGUUGGCCAUAUCAAAUGCAGUUUUUAUAUAUAUACGUAUAUUAUGAGUUGAGCACUUUCGUUAAAGGGGACCUGUCCUAAAUUGUAGAUAAAUAAAUCUAUUUAAAAUGGGAGAGCUCUUAAAGGGGCCCUUGGGUUGUUGUGCUCUUGUGAUGAUGAUUUGAGAGGCCUUAGAGGAACGCUGUUUGCAGUAAUAGUCCUUGGCGGUGGAACUAAGUCGGUGGCUGCAUUUUAAUAGUCAAAAGUAGUCUCCUUUCCUCAUCCCCUUUGCAUUUCUCCUUCAUCUGCACUGAUCUGAAAUCCCAGGAUAGGUUAAAGCCCUAUGGGCCAAAUGGGACAGGAGAGUGUCAUCUUACCUAUCCACCUGUUGCAGACUAGUGCAGGUGAAGGAAGGAGAUGAGAAAAGGACGCUAUUGUAGACUUCUGAGACAAACCCCCUUGUGUGAAUCCUCACUGAAUGCUGUUUGGGAUGUGGGUUUUGUUAACUGAACACAUACUAACUUAUAUUCACAGGUCUUUGUUGGAUUUAAUAAAAUAAAUGUAUGCCUACUGUAAACCGUGACUAGGUGAGCUGGCACUGAGCUGGCACAAUGAUAAUGUCAUGGGCUCAUGUAUAACAAAAAGGUGGUCCUUCUGGGUUGUAAACCUCUUUCUAUUGGACACAAGUGAUGGAGGUCUGUCCUGAUUGGGCAAAGACCCCUCUGAUGUCCAUCUUUCACGAAAGGUAGCCGCAAUGUUCAUGUGAUUGUAACUAUGACGACAGAAGCCUGUUUGAGGGCGAGAACUGGAUUGCAUUUCCUGUCAUUGUGACUCAUGCGUUUGGACGCGAGGACAAAAAAAAGAGCCUAUUCUUCUACAAGAGUUCUGAUCCUUUGUAUCCUACUGCUGUCAUAUGUGUCGUGUCGCCUCUAUGAACUAUGUAUUGUGUGGUGUUGUCUGAGGUGGUUCAAUGAAAAUCUGUACAUAUAUAUGAAAAUACACAAUCUAAUAUUCUC
Oncorhynchus gorbuscha (pink salmon) is the source of this 5353-nucleotide messenger RNA. Its product is annotated as SCY1-like protein 2. Lineage: Eukaryota; Metazoa; Chordata; Actinopteri; Salmoniformes; Salmonidae. Gene Ontology annotation, biological process: protein phosphorylation. Gene Ontology annotation, molecular function: protein kinase activity; ATP binding. The record is from RefSeq and is a predicted model, not a curated record. The transcript is spliced from 18 exons.